Messenger RNA from Ruditapes philippinarum (Manila clam), 926 nucleotides. RefSeq lists its product as uncharacterized. Lineage: Eukaryota; Metazoa; Mollusca; Bivalvia; Venerida; Veneridae. The record is from RefSeq and is a predicted model, not a curated record. Bases 309 to 926 code for a protein of 205 amino acids. The transcript has 5 exons.
CGCUUAAUCGUGUAUUCUUUAAAUUGUUUUGUCAUGAUACCAAAAGUGAGGAAGGAUAUACACUCAUUAUUUCAUGUGAUACAUGCAUUCUUUAAAAUAAUAUUUUAAAUUAAAUCAUUAAAUUAUACAUUUUGAAACACUUAAGGUGCUGCGUACUUGUUUCCUAUUCUAUUGACAAUUUUUACAUCCUACUUGUGUACUUAUGGAUUAAAACUGACUCGCUUACAAGGAAAAUAUUUAAACGUAAUUAUAGUGCGGUCAGGGUUUAAUUCUACAUUUGUAUAGUCAUAUAAUUAUAUUGGAGAAAUAUGACAUUUUGGAAUAUAUUCAUUUUCUUCUCAGUUUUCCAUGUUUCAGAAUGCGCAGAAAGCUAUCUUGUAUCUAACAUAUCUUCACAAUGGGCGAAUAUAUAUAACGAAUGUUCAAUUGCUGUUCCUCCUAUUCGACAAACAUCAACCGGAAUUGUUGUAGAUGCCAACAUCUCACUCUCAGACACUGAGCAUGCUUGGGUUGGAUAUAUCAAGACGCAAAAGUCUUUCGAUUAUAUUGGUUGUUUUCAGCAGAAAUCUUUGGGUAUCCUCCAAUCUGAGGGGGUUGAAGUUGUAAGUCCAGGACAGUGCUUUGAUGUAUGUAAUAACAGGUCAACCGUGGGAGUGUCAGGAAAUGAGUGCUUUUGCUUAAACGAUUCAAGUUCCUUGUCGGCAUUACGGUCAAAUUAUACAAUUUGCACGACGGAAUGUGAAUCCAAAAGCGGAGUUGUUUGUGGUUACCGAAUGGAAAAUGGAUCAAAAUAUAUUUCCAUUUAUAAAGAACACAAACUAGAAGCAAAAGAUAUUAGCGCAAGAAAUUAUGUAGAUGCACAUUGUCUGCGCUUGAUCGUGGAUCAAAAUACCUUUGCUUGGGGAAAUGUUCAGAAAAGAUGUUAG